Messenger RNA from Tuber aestivum (summer truffle), 1899 nucleotides. Lineage: Eukaryota; Fungi; Ascomycota; Pezizomycetes; Pezizales; Tuberaceae. The record is from the annotation of a GenBank genome assembly.
GAGGAAUCUCACUCACCUCCCCCUCCCCUGUCCAUACCGCACGAGAGCUUUCUAUUCACCCGCCACCGCCAUCGAUAGGGAAGGAACAAAAUAUAUAAAUAAAAUCUUAUCCAUAAGCAGGCAAGUAUAUCCCUUACUCAUUGUACUCAUUUCGGCGAAUACCACCGCCGCCACCCGCGUCCUUCCAUCUUUUCCCCCGGCUAAUAAUACCUCUUUCCCCCUCUCCUCCCUUAGAUCAACUUAGCUCAGCUCGGGUCAGAAGCCUAAUCCCCGGGUUCCAACGUUCGAGCCUACCCCCCCUCAUUGCUCAAUUCUUCCUCUUGAGGCUAUUGUCGGUGUUUGAGGAAGAAAUCAGAGGAGAGCCAUGGUAGCGAUAAUGCCUUCCUCGCAACAGCAAUACCCGUCCUCCGGUUCCACAGCCCAACCUACGAACGUCUACACCGCCGGCCUCCCCGCGCCCCCCCGCAUACUAAUCCCCCCACCGACCCUGCACCCAGAGGUGCGGAACUUUGAACACCUCAGAACCCACAGCAGCAACGGCGGCGCCUCCAAUGGACCCCAACUCAACACUAACAGCAGCGAUACCGAUCACAUGAUUACCCCACCUGGGUCCCUGAUGACGCAAACAACGCUGCAAGACUGGAGAUAUGAGUCGCGUCGGGAAGCCCAGCAGAUCCUACCACACCUCUGGCUGGGCCCGCUCUCGGCCGCGAGAAACACGACCUUCAUCGCGGCGCAGAACAUCACCCUCCUCCUCGCCGUCCGCUCAUCGAUGACGGCGAAGGCCAAACUCCUGGCGAACCAGCUCCCUGGAAUCCGCUACGAAUCCAUCGAUGUCUCCGGCAACCAGGAGCUCAUCGCGCAAUUCCAGCACGCGACCGACAUCAUCGACGAACACUAUUUACAGGGGCUACCAUUGCACAUUAGGCAGGCGCUCCCGCUCCCGCUCAGUGGGAAGGACCUGUACGCUUUCCAGAAACGCUACCCAACCGAGCACCCUGGGCAGCCUCUACCGCAGGGGGGUAGGACGCUGCUAUUCUGCGAGAGCGGGAAUGAGAGGUCGGCUUCCGUUGCUGCAGCGUACGUGAUGCAGCACCUUAGCGGCUCGGCGGUCCAGGCGAUACAGAUGGUGCAGAGUCGCAGGUUUUGUGUUUGCUUUGAUGACCCCAUGAAGUGGUUGCUCACCAGUUACGAGCCCAUAUGGAUGGCCAGGAGGCAGGCUGCGCGUCAGAAUGGAGCGGGCUCGGGCGUCAAUAGUGCUGGACAGCACGGGGACACUCGCGGUGUCGCCCUGUCUAGGGGUGUGAACAAGAGAAGGCUGGAGGAGUGCGAAGAAGAGCAGGGAGACACGAGUUCGCACAAAGCCCAAUACCAUGCACCCUUCUCGGAUGGGGACGCAGGCGCCAAUGAAGGGGACAUGGAGAUGACUUGAGCCUUCCAAACACAUAUCCAUUUCGUUUAUGGCAUUGAUUUUCCUUCAACCUCGGAUUUUUUUUUUAUCUCCCCAAAACAUAAAACUGAAAACAUAAGAACUGACAAAUGGGCACGGUGGGGCCUCCCAUCUACACCCCCUCAUAAUCUCCCCCUUCUUACUCGUUCCUUCAUUUCGCUCUCCUCCUUUCGUUUAUUCAUAUAUCACAUGGAGGAAGUCGUUACCCGCGUAUUUCGGCCCAUUUUGAGAUACCUCUUGUUUUUGUUGUUCAUCGUCGUUUUAGAACGGAUAUUUGACGGGGGGGGGGUUUCUGUACGCCUUUUUAUUGUGAUGGAGUAGUUUGUAUUAUUACAUUCGGUGGCUGUGGUUGCAGAGUUUUAAGUAGCGCGAUAAGAUUGCAUACUUCAAUUGCUCCGAGGUGGUUUCCGCGAAAUUCGGUUGCGGGAAAGCCCAGGGAAUCACAGUCG